AUGUUGUGCUCCAGAUCUAAACGAGUGUUUGUACUCGUGUGUAUUCUUUCUUCAUUUCUUCUUGUCGCCACUGCAACAUCGAUUACUGAAGAAGAAGAAGGAGUAGAAGAAUGGGGGACAAGUGUAAAAGGAAGGUUUUUGGCAGAGGAAAAUGAACUAAACUCAUCUCUGAUUUUGGCUGCAAAGAGAACCAAAAGAAAAGAUCCUGAUGAGAAUUUCAAGCUUUAUACUGGUGGAUGGAACAUAAGCAAUACCCAUUAUUGGACUUCUGUUGCUUACACAGCGGCGCCUUUCAUUACUAUAGCACUAAUCUGGUUUGUGUUCUUCGGGAUAUGCACUUUUUUCAUCUGCGUUUGCUAUUGCUGCUGUUCCCGUCGAUCUUACGGCUACUCCCGGAUUGCUUAUGCUCUCUCCCUGAUCCUCCUCAUACUGUUCACAAUCGCAGCAAUCGUGGGAUGUGUUUUCCUUUACACUGGUCAAGGGAAGUUUCAUGCGAGCACAUCAGAUACUUUGGACUAUGUAGUGCGUCAAGCAAAUUUCACGUCAGAAAGCCUCAGGAAUGUGUCAGAUUAUCUCAACGCAGCUAAGAAAGUGGAUGUGCAAUCCAUCGUUCUUCCGAGUGAUGUUUUAUCGAGCAUUGACGAUAUACAGGGAAAGAUAAACUCCUCUGCAACUACUCUUUCUACUAAAACAAUGGAGAACCAAGACAAGAUUCAAGAUGUCUUGGACAACAUGAGACUUGCACUCAUCAUCAUCGCUGCUGUGAUGCUUUUCCUUGCAUUUAUCGGAUUCUUACUCUCUAUCUUUGGAGUGCAGUGCCUUGUGUACACGUUGGUGAUUCUUGGUUGGAUUCUUGUCACUGGCACUUUCGUCUUAUGUGGUGUAUUUCUUGUUCUACACAACGUUGUUGGAGAUACGUGUGUGGCAAUGGACCAAUGGGUCCAAAACCCAACAGCUCACACGGCUCUAGACGAUAUUCUACCAUGCGUUGAUAAUGCAACCGCGAGAGAAACAUUGACUCGGACUAAGCUUGUGACAUACCAGUUGGCUAACCUUCUUGACUCUGCCAUCAACAACAUGGCCAACAGAAACUUCCCUCCUCAAGCCCGACCCCUUUAUUACAACCAGUCCGGUCCCUUAAUGCCCAAACUCUGUAACCCUUUCAACGCUGAUCUCUCUGACCACCAGUGCCAACCCGGUGACGUCCAUCUGAGCAAUGCCACAGACAUGUGGAAGAGCUUCACUUGCCAAGUUGGAGCAUCAGGAAUAUGCAGCACACAAGGACGUCUGACACCAAAGCUUUACACACAGAUGGCUGCAGCACUUAACGUAAGCUAUGGUCUGAACAAGUACGGUCCAUUCCUGGCAGAUCUGCAAGGGUGUGACUUCGUGAGGUCAACAUUCACUGAUAUAGAGAGGGAUCACUGUCCGGGACUGAAGAGAUACACAAAAUGGAUCUAUGCUGGUCUUGUGGUUGUGUCUACUGCUGUGAUGCUGUCUUUGGUGUUUUGGAUUAUAUACGCUAGGGAGAGGAGGCACAGGGUUUACACAAAAGACUACAAUGCUAUGCACCCUGAAGCUUCACGAGACAAAGCCCCCUAA
Molecule: messenger RNA, 1602 nt
Organism: Microthlaspi erraticum
Lineage: Eukaryota; Viridiplantae; Streptophyta; Magnoliopsida; Brassicales; Brassicaceae
Source: the annotation of a GenBank genome assembly